Molecule: messenger RNA, 906 nt
Organism: Patiria miniata (bat star)
Lineage: Eukaryota; Metazoa; Echinodermata; Asteroidea; Valvatida; Asterinidae
Product: neuropilin-1-like
Exons: 6
Coding region: 1-906 (301 amino acids)
Cellular component (GO): membrane
Source: RefSeq, a predicted model, not a curated record
AUGGCAUCCAGUCGCAUCCUGGUGAUUCUGUUGUUGACUAUUUUCUCUGGACCAUGCAUGUCUCAUCCUAUCAAUGGAGAUGAACACUUUGGAACAUCCGCACCCUGCAUCGGUGGGCCUUUAGGGAUGCAAAACGGGGCUAUCCCUGAUAGCAGCAUCACAGCAUCGUCUUUCUACUAUUAUGCCAUUUACUACCCACGUGCCGCUCGUCUUAAUGUUGGGAGCUACGGGUGGCAACCGAGAACGCCAAAUGGGCAGUGGAUCCAGGUCGACCUGGGUAAACCCACGGCAGUUACUGGGCUCACCAUGCAAGGCAGAUACUCCACUUCCACCUAUUUUGUCAGGGCAUUUUCAGUGCAGUACAGCAUGACGGCGGACUCCGGUGACUGGAGUAGCUUGUCUAACGACGUUGGACAAACUGUCACGUUCAGAGUGAGUAGUGGUGCAGCGACAAAUGUCACCUUCCCGAUGGUACCCCUAGCGAGGUAUAUUCGUAUCUUCCCAUCUCAGUGGCAAGGUGGCUGCUACAAUCUAAGAUUUGAGGUGCUCGGGUGUCAAGUUCCUGAAGAUGGUGCGAUUAAGUUGGUUGACGGCGACGACGAAAGGAGCGGCCGUGUGGAAAUCUACCACCACGGCGAAGGUGUGAGCUGGGGAACCGUCUGCGCCAGCGACUGGGACAUCAACGACGCUGACGUCGUGUGUCGUCAGCUGGACCUCGGCGCCGCAGUCCAGGCUAAUAAAGCAUCGGAGUACGGGACAGGCGACCUGCCCGUCGUGAUGAACAAAGUCGCCUGUGAGGGGACAGAGAGCCGGCUGGCUGACUGUCCGUUUGUCUGCACCGCCUAUCAGCAGUGCAACAACUCCGACGUAGCCGGUGUGGUCUGUCUGCCCAAGCUAAGUAAAUAA